This is a messenger RNA of Apodemus sylvaticus (European woodmouse), 865 nucleotides long. RefSeq names its product translocator protein (gene Tspo). Gene Ontology annotation, molecular function: cholesterol binding. The coding region runs from base 110 to 619 and encodes 169 amino acids. Gene Ontology annotation, cellular component: membrane; endoplasmic reticulum. The record is from RefSeq and is a predicted model, not a curated record. Lineage: Eukaryota; Metazoa; Chordata; Mammalia; Rodentia; Muridae. The transcript is spliced from 4 exons.
GCGAGGCGGGGUCAGCGGCUACCAACCUCUGUGCGCAGUGUCCUUCACGGAGAAGCCAGCGAUUGUGAGCCGGGCUGUAGAUCUUUCCAGAACAGCACUUGCAACCACUAUGCCUCAGUCCUGGGUGCCCGCCGUGGGCCUCACUUUGGCACCCAGCUUGGGGGGCUUCAUGGGAGCCUACUUUGUGCGUGGUGAGGGCCUCCGCUGGUAUGCUAGUUUGCAGAAACCCUCCUGGCAUCCACCACGCUGGACACUGGCUCCCAUCUGGGGCACGCUAUAUUCGGCCAUGGGGUAUGGCUCCUACAUAGUCUGGAAAGAGCUGGGAGGUUUCACAGAGGAGGCUGUGGUCCCCUUGGGUCUCUACACUGGUCAGCUGGCUCUGAACUGGGCCUGGCCCCCCAUCUUCUUUGGUGCCCGGCAGAUGGGCUGGGCCUUGGCUGACCUCCUGCUUGUCAGCGGGGUGGCGACUGCCACCACCCUGGCUUGGCACCGAGUGAGUCCGCCCGCUGCCCGCUUGCUGUACCCGUACCUGGCCUGGUUGGCCUUUGCCACCAUGCUCAACUACUACGUAUGGCGUGAUAACUCUGGCCGGCGAGGGGGCUCCCAGCUCGCAGAGUGAGGGCACCCAGCCAUCAGGAAUGCAGCCCUGCCUGCCAGGCACCAUGGGUGGCAGCCAUCCUGCUUUCAUGACCAUUAGGCCUGCUGGUCUACCUGGUCUUAGGCCAGGAAGCCACCAGGUAGGUCAAGGUGGUCAGUGCCAAGUCCCACGCGGGGACAGUUGUACCUGCCUUUCUGCACUGCUCCAGGCAUGCCCUAGGAGCAUGGGGUUGUUAAAGCUGAAUAAAGUGUCUAACUUCCUGUGUAA